This is a messenger RNA of Lottia gigantea (owl limpet), 934 nucleotides long. RefSeq lists its product as hypothetical. The annotation marks the transcript as partial. Gene Ontology annotation, molecular function: ATP binding; protein kinase activity. The transcript has 5 exons. NCBI's taxonomy places the organism in Eukaryota, Metazoa, Mollusca, Gastropoda, Lottiidae. Gene Ontology annotation, biological process: protein phosphorylation. The record is from RefSeq and is a predicted model, not a curated record.
GGAAAUUUUUAUUAUUUUAUUAUGGUUUUAAAUAGUCCAGAAUGAAUAUUCUCUGAUUAUGAUUGCUGACAGCCAUAUUUCUCUACGAUUGAAUUCUCCAAGAAGGCAAAGACGAAUCUUUGAUAGAUAAAGCUUUGGUAACUUGAAAAUCAUAAUUUUCUUUCGCGCCGAUGAUAUUAUUGCCGGGUGGGGUAUGCAAGUGACAAGACAAGUGAUUCUUCGUGGACGCAUAAAAAAAAUAGAGAUGUAGAGAGAGUUUUCUUAGUAAAAUCUUACCAAUCUACCUGGCCUAAACCCGCAGACACACAAACCUGAAUUCAAGAUGGAUGUAAAAAUAGAAAGGCAGCUUGGUAGAGGAGCUAUGGGAAUUGUGUACUUAAUGAAUUUUAAAAGUUCUAAACAAAAACAGAAAGAGUUGGCUCUGAAGAUUAUGGAAAGCGACAAGGGGCCGUUGAGAGAAAGAAUGCUUCAGGAAAUGGAGAUUAUGAAAAAUUUAAACCAUAAACAUAUUGUUAAAUAUUAUACCGGGCAUCUACACAAAGAUAAAAUAUUAUUAUUAUUAGAAUAUUGUCCUGGAACCGAUCUCCAUGACUACCUCCAGGCUCUCAAACCUUCAAAAUAUCUCACGGAAUCAGAGGUUUAUCGAUUCGCGAGUCAGAUAGCAUCAGCAAUACUUUAUUUACACAAGAAGCAUAUCAUCCAUCGCGAUAUUAAAACAAAGAAUAUUUUAUUAACGAAAGACAACCAUGUUAAACUAGCAGAUUUUGGUAUAUCUAAGUAUUUGGAAAACACAAUAGCUGUAGCUGAAUCAUACGUUGGUACUCCAUUAUACAUAGCUCCAGAAAUAUUUCUACAUCAACAGUAUAAUUAUAAGGCUGAUUCAUGGAGUUUUGGAUGUUGUUUAUAUGAGUUAAUGUCUCUUCACUUCGCAUUU